Fusarium oxysporum Fo47 is the source of this 204-nucleotide messenger RNA. Its product is annotated as ankyrin repeat-containing domain protein. NCBI's taxonomy places the organism in Eukaryota, Fungi, Ascomycota, Sordariomycetes, Hypocreales, Nectriaceae. The record is from RefSeq and is a predicted model, not a curated record. Gene Ontology annotation, molecular function: protein binding. The annotation marks the transcript as partial. The transcript has a single exon.
CUCCUACUUGAGAAGGGUGCUGCUGUUAAAUCGAAUGAUAGUAUUAGUCGGACGCCGCUAUUGUGGGCUGCUGGGAGAGGACAUGAGGCUGUGGUACGACUCUUAGUCGAUAAUGGUGCCGCUAUAGAGUCAGAGGAUAGUAAUGGUCGGACGCCGCUAUGGUGGGCUGAACUGGGAGGGCAAGAGGUCGUAGUGCGACUGUUG